Messenger RNA from Plasmodium malariae, 1059 nucleotides. RefSeq names its product mitochondrial ribosomal protein L46 precursor, putative. Gene Ontology annotation, molecular function: structural constituent of ribosome. Bases 1 to 1059 code for a protein of 352 amino acids. Gene Ontology annotation, cellular component: mitochondrial large ribosomal subunit. NCBI's taxonomy places the organism in Eukaryota, Apicomplexa, Aconoidasida, Haemosporida, Plasmodiidae. The transcript has a single exon. The record is from RefSeq and is a predicted model, not a curated record.
AUGGAAAAAGGCGUAUUGGGGGAAAUUUUACUGAAAAGUUAUAUUCCCAUAUGGAACAAAAAAUUAUGUGUUUUUUUUAAUAAGAAGAAAAAUAUAACUUACCAAAAUGAUUUAAAAAAAAAAAAUAUUCCUUUAAGAGAAGCUAGUGAUACUUCUUCAAGGUUAACCAAAACAAAUAUUAUGGAAGUAAAAGAAAUAGUAGUUCAUGAUAAAUAUAAAGUACAAGUAUCUUUGUGCAUUGAUAGAUUUCCAUUAAACUUUGUUGAGGAGGAAUUUGAAAAAGACUUUGAAGAUUUUAAAGAUAAAUGGCUUUUAAGAACAAAUAAUAAUUUAGAAGUAAACGAAGAGUUUUUACAUAUGAAGUAUAAUUUAAGUUCAUUUCAUGAUAAAAUAAAUGAAGAUAAUACUGAAGAGAAUAACAUAGAAAAUAAUAAAAAGUAUGAAAAAAAAGAUAUAAAACUGGAAAAGGAACAUAAUAAAGAUGAGGAGAAAAAAGCUGAAAAAGAAGACUUGGAAAAUUUAUUUUCCAUAGAAGGAAUACAAAAUAUUUUGAUAGAAAAAGAAAAGAAAAAAACAAAACAAAAAGAUGUUUCAGAUAACAUAAAUGAAAAAAUUAAAAAGAAAGAAGAUAAUAAUACAAAUGAAUAUUACUAUAGAGAUAUUAAAAGAAAACCAAAUAAUUUUUUAUAUUUAAUAGUUAAAUAUAAAAAGACAAAUAAAUGGAUGUUUCCUGUGAUAGAUUUUAAAAAAAAGUUAACAAUUAGACAAAAUUUGCAAUAUUUAUGUUCAGAACAUUUAAAGUGCGAAAUGCCAUGUUUCAUUGGUUAUUGUCCUUGCACUUUUGACAAAAGGAAAUUUAAAUUUCCUAUUCUCCAUAACGAAAUUAUCGGAAGGAAAAUUUUUUAUUAUAGAGCUCAUUAUAUAAAUAAUGAUAUUAAUUUAGACAUAUCACAAAAUGAGUAUAUAAAUGACUUUGCUUGGAUGUCUCGUUCAGAAUUAAAAAACUUCCUGUCUGUGAACAAAUAUCACGUAAUAAAAGACGCAAUACCGUUAACAUGA